GGCUCUGGGAAGGAAGUGAAGCUGUUCUGCUCUCCAGCAUACGCUGCUCUCUGAGGGUUCUAGAGACCUGCAGCCAUCCCCGGGGGUCGCUUACAGAGCCGCGUGCCUGUGCUUUAGCCAGAGGUGAAUCAGGAAUGGAUUAAUGGCCAGAUACCUGUCCAAGGAAUGUCUCAAACCCUGCCGGAUUGCUGAUGGGCAGAGCUGUGUCUGUGAAUAAGGAUAUUUCAUAGGUGCAAUGAGACGGGGUUCUAGCUAAUUAGAUUAUUAUGGAUCCGAUUUGUUCUGAACGUCAUGCAAUCUGCUCUGCUACUCUAUGAGUGCACCUGGUCUUCCACUCACACUCACACCAACCAGCUCUCACACCCUUUUAAACCGACCAUCCAGGAGAUAAGGUUUGGGACUGCAGCCUGAGGCGGGUCUGGACCAGACGGCUGUGAUUGAUGCAGACGGUGGGCUUCAUGCAAUAUUGUAUCAUCUCACGGUCUAAUGGAGAAAGUGGCUUUGAACUACAUUAUCAACACAACAAUAAACCCUAAUCACUCUACCCAAACCUAGUGAUUCUUACUUACCCCACCCAGGCCUAGAGCGUACGAGUUCACUCCAGUUCUCGCUGCCAAGAGCCAUGAGCUGAACGGGCCGGAUUAUUCUAGGUGUCCACCCCUGGGCAGCGGACAAUGUGACAGUGGUCCAACCGGCAUCCCACGGCAGAGUUGGUGAAUCAUGAAGAACACAAUCUUCUGGAUAUUCACACUCAUUGCAGGUAUAGCAACUGCACAGAUUUGCCCAAAAAGAUGCCUGUGCCAGAACCUUGCCCCAUCCUUAGCAAUCUUGUGUGCCAAGACUGGGUUACUCUUUGUCCCAUCAGUUAUAGAUCGUCGGACUGUGGAGCUCAGACUCACCGACAACUUCAUUACCAUAAUCCGCAGAAGAGACUUCACUAACAUGACCCGAUUGCUGCACCUAACUUUAUCCAGAAACACCAUCAGCCUCAUCACUCCUCACACGUUUGCCGAUCUCCGAGGUCUGCGGGCAUUGCACCUGGAUAAUAACCGCAUUCUGUCUAUGGGGGACGAGCAGCUCAAAGGCCUUCUAAAUCUUAGGCAUCUCAUCCUAAGCAACAAUCAGCUUAACACUAUUUCACCAGGUUCGUUCCAUGAUUUUGUGGGGACCCUGGAAGAUCUAGAUCUUUCAUAUAACAACCUGGUUGAGAUCCCCUGGCAGACCAUCUCCAAACUGACUAAUGUCAAUUCUUUGAGCCUUGACCAUAACCUUAUUGAAUUUGUGCCUGGAGGAGUUUUCACCAACCUCCACAAACUGGCACGAUUAGACAUGACCUCUAACAAGCUAAAAACCAUUCCACCUGACCCUUUGUUCCUGCGUAUUCCAGUCUAUGCUAAAUCCAAAGGGUCACCACUUUCAUCCCUGGUACUGGGGUUUGGAGGAAAUCCUUUACACUGCAACUGCGAGCUUCUGUGGCUUCGACGAUUGACUAGAGAGGAUGAUUUGGAGACCUGUGCUUCACCCCACAACCUCCUGGGAAAAUAUUUCUGGAGUAUAUCGGAGGAAGAGUUCAUGUGUGACCCACCUGUGGUCACACACCAUUCAGGACAUAGCUUUGUUAUGGAGGGAGAGGGGGUUGUUUUAAAAUGCAAGGCAGUGGGGGACCCUGAGCCUUCGAUCCAUUGGGUGUCCCCCGAAGGUAAAGUAUUCUCCAACUCAUCUAGAGCAAUCUCUUAUGAAAAUGGGACUCUAGAAAUCUCUAUUACCAUGGUGAGGGAUUCUGGAUCCUUUACUUGUAUUGCCUCAAACACAGCAGGCGAUGCCACUGCAUCUGUGGAAUUGAGCGUUAGUCCAUUACCUCACCCAUCCAAUACCAGUCAAAGAGGGCACAGAUUAGACAGGGGACCUUCUGACAUUCUCAUUCAAGCUAAGCCUGGAUCUUCUCAAAAUGAAUCCAACAGCCACUCAGAGAGGAAGGUGAUAACGGCCCAACUGAGUCAUAAUUCGGCCGUAGUGCAGUGGUUCUUGGACCGAAACAUACCUGGGAUUCGAAUGUACCAAGUUCAGUACAAUAGCUCUGCAGAUGACAGUCUAAUAUACAGGAUGAUACCCCCAAAUAAUCAGAGUUUCCUUCUGAAUGACUUGGCACCUGGCCGCGAGUAUGAUCUGUGUGUCCUGGCCGUGUAUGAUGAUGGGAUGACUUCACUGACCGCCACUAGGGUCGUGGGCUGUGCUCACUUCAGCACAAAAGAUGAAGUUGGGCAGUGCCAGCCUCUCCACACUCAAUUCCUUGGGGGCACCAUGAUAAUUAUUAUAGGAGGGAUUAUUGUGGCCUCUGUGCUGGUCUUUAUUAUCAUCCUGAUGAUCAGAUACAAAGUGUACAGUGGCCAAGAAGAAGGUGGGAAAGCCCGGGUCAGCAAUGUCUACUCUCAGACCAAUGGGCAGCAAGCUCUGGCUUGCGCCAAUUCUUGUGCCAAGCUCACAGGGGCUUUUGAGGAGCUGCCAUUGAGCACAGAUUUUACAACAGAGGAAAAGGCAUUGAGGGGUGUGUGCGGCACCAUUUCCAAACCAGACCAAGGUAGUGAUCACACUGGGAAGCAGAGGAUGGAUCUAAACAUAUGACAGCGGCUCCCACCACUCACAGGCACGGAAGGGUAACGAGACGAUGCACAUGAUGUGGGCUGCUUUUUGCGCUGGAAGGCAGGACGCCCUCACAGUUAUCCGAUGGCUGCGAGCUGAUUCAUCGCAAGUGGUUGGAACGCGACUGACCCUCUCAUCUACAGUCUGCUCGCUGUUGCAGACCGGUUUCCAUGGAAACGAACAGGAUAAAGUUUCUGAACUCGUCCCUGUAUCCCUGCUUUACUGCACAUAAAACACGCCCCCUCGCCAUCCAUACCCCGAACCACCCUGGACAGAAACACACCGAAUCUCCCAGACCUACAAAGAUUUUUUUACUUUUUUUAUAUAUUUACUUUUGUAAUCCACCCAGAUGUUUUGUAAUAAAAUCUCAGCAAAAUGAAUGUUGACUAUCGCUCUCCCCCUCCACAUGGGCAGGUCACGUUAAGUGCCAAACAUCUUGCAAAGUCUUUCAAUGCACAAAUCAAUUGCAGUGUACAAUAACACACAGGUAACCAAGGCCG
This is a messenger RNA of Pelobates fuscus (common spadefoot toad), 3140 nucleotides long. RefSeq names its product leucine-rich repeat and fibronectin type III domain-containing protein 1-like protein. The record is from RefSeq and is a predicted model, not a curated record. Gene Ontology annotation, molecular function: protein binding. Bases 721 to 2622 code for a protein of 633 amino acids. The transcript is spliced from 5 exons. NCBI's taxonomy places the organism in Eukaryota, Metazoa, Chordata, Amphibia, Anura, Pelobatidae.